Molecule: messenger RNA, 234 nt
Organism: Ostertagia ostertagi
Lineage: Eukaryota; Metazoa; Nematoda; Chromadorea; Rhabditida; Trichostrongylidae
Source: the annotation of a GenBank genome assembly
AUGUUGGAUCAAAGACCUUCUAGCAGAAGUCGAGAAUUCACUUCCUCGUCAUCUUCCAUAUUUUCGAACCUAUCACUGGCAAAUGUCAUGGGUGCGAAAAAUGUUGAGCAAGGUUCGGAUUCCACUCCUUCACUUCCUUCUAGUGUUGGCACAAACAAGAUUUGUCGUGGAAUUUGUCCUAACGGAGAUCUGGAGGGUAGCACCAUUGAUCUCGAGUGCAAUUUCCACAACUGA